AUGGAUGAGGUGAUUGCAGGUGCAACAGGCUUGAUCAAUGAGAUAUUGAAAUCAUCUUCAGAAUUUUGUUCAGAUUUCACAAAAUCGCAGUUGAUCAAUACUCGUAAUGAUCUUAAUCGACUGCUUGAACCAGAUUCAACAAGAACUGAUUGGAGUCGAUUGCUUUGUCGACAAUUGAAACGAUAUUUGGAUUAUAAUAAUUCACUCACGAAUGACUUUUGGAUUGAAAUGCACAACGAUAUUCUCUAUGUAUUAGAGGAAUCAAAUGGUGGACAAAACAAAGACGGACUUGAUGAAAUACCUGAUGUUGGACAAAGAGGAGAGAUUGUUGAUCUUGUUCGAAAAUUUAUCGAUGAAUAUGUCCGUGCACCUAAUUUUAUCUCAGCAUUUGACGAGGAAAUGCUUCAUAUCGAAACCCUUUUUAAUUGGAAUGAGAGAAUUUUUGAAAUAAAAUCACCGUACAGAUCUGGUGGUAAUCAAAUAGUUGUUACAAGUCGUAUUGUUGGCUAUCAAUUGCAUCCACUUAGUAGUCCUUCAAUCAUGCAUUACUCACUGUCUGAACGAGGUUUACAAAUAUUUGGUUUUCAACAUUUGACAUUUCAAGAAUAUUUUGUCGCACAAUUUCUCGUAAGAGAAUCUUCUAUCGAAGAGAUUGCAGAACGUAUUCGGUUAUUUACGAUCAAUCCACGCUUUCGUGAAUCACUUCUUUUAGCUCUUGGCUGGAUCAGUUGGAAAUGGUCAUUAAAUAAUUAUGAUAAGUUUUACAAUCUACUUAUUACACCAACUAAAGAUUAUGCAAUUCCAUUUGGAACACUUCUUUUCUUUGAUGCUUUUAAUGAUCUACAAAAAUUGCCUUCUAAGACAGUCAUCUUUACGGCACUCAACAGUUUACUUGAUCAUCCAUCUAAUUUAACUGCAGCGACAUAUUUAAUACCGAAUUUAUCCAAAUUACAUGAAUAUAUUAUAAUAGAAUGGAUGCAAUUACAUUUGAAAGAUGAAAAACGUCUUUUAAAGUUUUGUCAAUGUUUAAUAAGGACAAUGGGUCGAUCUUCUGAUGAAAAUAAGAUUGAUUCGAAAUCAAUACCAGCUGUUGUCUAUCAACAACUAUGGUCGUUGCAUUACAUAAGCACAUCGGCUCAAUUUAUCAUCGAUCAAAUUUUGCGAAGAAUAGUAUCGUUGGAUAAUUUUCCUAAUGACGUUUUUACCAAUGAGUUGUGUUCACAUGUUUUAUCACAAAAUAUUUUUAUUGAUAAUAUUCAUCCUUUAAUACUUUCUGUUAUUAUUGCAGAUAUAAAAGUAAUUGUUCAACUUAUUGAUAUGUUUGUCGCCAAUCUUUAUAGUUAUUUAUGUAACAAAGAAAAUAGUGAUUAUCUUGCUGAUCCUAUGCCUAACUAUGUUGGUAUAGCACUGCAGGUUUGUGAAAGGUAUUUUGAUGUGUUUUGUAGCGCUGUGCAGAAUAGCUCUUUUGGCGAAGCAAAGUUUAGAAAAGAAUAUUCUCUCUAUUUCUAUCAAACGAAUAAUUCAACUGAUCGUAAAACCUUAGUGCAACUGUAUACCGCGUUUGGUGGAGUUACAGACGAUCUUAUUGAUAUGUUAAAAUGGAUUGAAUUUGUUGAAGAUGGCGAUGGAUGGAAGUAUCUUGAACAUAUUAAACAAAUAUCCGAUCGAGAUAUUAUUGAAAAGAUAUUUCAAUGUUUAGAUUUAGUGGCGUGUGAUAUUAAAUCCCGACGUUUUUCGUCUAUAUUAAAAUUGCUUAUUCAGCUUGCUGAAACUGAUAUUGUAUCUUUGUUGGAAGUACAUCAACAUAUCUCAUCCGUCAUUAAUAAUUUUUCGUUUGAGGAUGAUGAUAGAAAAUGGAAUGAUGAGAAAGAGAUUUUUGAUCUUUUAUUAAAUCUUAGUUGUAUUAGAAAAAUAUCUUCAUCGAGCUCGAAAGAAAAACUGUUUACUGAGAGUGAUAUUGACAAAAAAUUUACGAAAGAAAUUCAGUAUGUUAAGGAUAACUCAGCUCUAUGUCUUAAAAGAAAUUAUUUCUUUACGAUAUUUCGAUCAGUUGUGAGUUGUUCUAAAUAAAAUGAUUGUCCUAUUUUUCUAUCAAACACUCGCAUUAGCACUCAUUCUUUUCCAUAUUAAAUGUCAUUAUAAUAAAUUGCUAUCACUUAUUUAGAGAAUUUUUUUGUCUUCAUGUACUGAUUUUAUGCUUUGUUUGAUUUCGAAGCUGAAAGUUUUCUGUAUGUUUAUUAUAUACACAUUUUGAACACGUAAAAUCAUAUUUUACUGAUCUGAGUUUAUAUAAAACAUAGAUUCAACGCAUCAUACGACGCGUUUCGACUAUUGCUCAAAUAGUCUUCAUCAGGUAUGUUAAGAAUCUAGAAGUACAUAUGAAAUCAAAUCUAAUUAAACUUAAAAUACUUUACAAAGCUUUGAAAUCCAAUACCAUAUUAAAAUUUCAUACAAGGCGGUAAGAUAAGAAUCUGUUCAACAAAAUUCGACAAGGAAUUUUCAAGAAUUUGGAAAAGAGCUACAACUAUCUUGAGGGUGAUGUGAGGAUGAGUUUCGUAACAAAAUUCAACAAAAUCCAAUAUUUUGAAGAAUUUUCAGUAGCUAUCGCGAAGCGUUUCGACUCGGCUAAGAGCUUCAUCAGGUGGCUUUCAUACCUUUGUACAGAGCUAAUUCCAUUAAAUUCAUUUAAAGGAUAUAAAAUCAUCCAAAUCAUUUAACCGAAUCAGUUUACCAGCAAAGAAAACGCUACGCUAUCUUGAGGAUGAGGGUGAGGGUGAGUUUCGUAAGAAAUUCAACAAAAUUUCAAUAUUUUGAAGAAUUUUCAGUAGCUACCACGACGUGUUUCGAUCGAGCAACGGAUAUCAUCAGGUGGCUUAAUACCUUUCCACAAAAUUAAUUCAAAUUUAAAUAAUUCAAAGGACAAAAUCCUCUAACAAAUCACAAAGAAUAAUUAUUUUGCAACUUUCUUUUUGUGUCAUGACGAAAAAAGAAGAUUGUAAUUUCUUAUGAGUGAUGGACAUAAUAGUUUUAAGAUACUAUAUGCCGUAGGAAUCUUUGACAAAAAUUUAAAUACGUAUACUCAUAUUUUACUUGUAGAAGUUCAGUUUUUUUAAUAUUGUCCGGUAUGUUAUUUGAACUACAGGGUAUGCAGAUGGCUAAAAUUUGCACGAUGAAGUGUUAAACAUAAAAGAUUAUGUGUGAAUAACAGAAAUCAAUGAGGG
Molecule: messenger RNA, 3221 nt
Organism: Rotaria sp. Silwood1
Lineage: Eukaryota; Metazoa; Rotifera; Eurotatoria; Philodinida; Philodinidae
Source: the annotation of a GenBank genome assembly